GGCCGGUUCCGGGAUUUUGUAUCCCGAUGGAGUUAUUGGCUUUUGAGGCGAUUCCUACACUCGGUAAUGAAUUCAUUGAAUUUAGGCCAGACGCGGACAUAGAGUGUCCACGGAUGUGUAGGAGGAAAUUCAAGCAAGGGGCGAUGAAAGGGUUUCCUCUCAAGAAGCUAAAUGACGUUCUCGGUGAAACUAAGGAUAUUGUCUCUAUCUUAGAAUGUACCGAUGAAGAAUCUGUACUGUUGGAAGAACUCAUCGACGAAGGUCACGAAGAUGAUGAUGUGCAUGAUGUUGUGGUUGAGAGUUGGAUGAAGCUCAUUUCGAAAGGUAAGGGUGUGUUUUUCGAAGAGAUGUUCGAUGAAGAUGUGGUGGCUCGGUCAGAAAUCGAAGAUACCCUUCCUACACCGAGAAUAGCCUUCAAUACUCUAGAGGCGGUGGUCAACACCCUCCAAGAAGAAGUGAGUUCGAAGUUUGAUAUCAUUUUCGAGAAGUUAGAUGGACUUGAGAAACGGUUUAAUGAAUUGGAAGCUUACGUGAAGAGAACGGAAGAAGAUGAAGCAACAGCGGGGGAGCAAAAGAAGACGAAGAAGAAGAAAGGUGAAAAACGACCAGCCCCCCUAGAACCCGGUUCAAGACCGAAGACAAGAUCGAAGAAAAACUAAAUGUGGUUGUGGUGAUGGUUGUGAAGAUGGUUGUGAACUUGGUUAUGUUAUUUGUUUUAUUAUUGUGUUUUUGGUUGUGUAAACUUAACUUAUUUUCAGGAUUUGGUAUUAGUAGAAUUACCUAGUACGAUUUCAGAUUUUCCAA
Capsella rubella is the source of this 804-nucleotide messenger RNA. RefSeq lists its product as uncharacterized. The record is from RefSeq and is a predicted model, not a curated record. The transcript has 3 exons. NCBI's taxonomy places the organism in Eukaryota, Viridiplantae, Streptophyta, Magnoliopsida, Brassicales, Brassicaceae. The coding region runs from base 27 to 659 and encodes 210 amino acids.